GCCAAUCCAAUAAUAAAUAUAAGAAAACAGGUAAGCAGAGAAAAUGAAGCCAGUUGAUUAAGCACUGCCAUCACAGCAAUAAGUCUCUCCAAUAAUUCUUAAAAAUUGAAAAUGAUCCGCAUCUGGCUAUUGCUAGUGACAGGAAGCCUCAUCUUCGUCUUUAACAACGUCGAAACGACUGCCAACGAAGAGCCAGUGACCCUCAAUACAGGAGAGCCUGAAGAGGAGUCUCCAGUUGGAAGACGUAGUUCCAGACGGACCGCUCUGUCGUUGCCGGCCAACACGAGCUGCAAAAUAUCUUUCGAUAUGUCAGUGGGCAUAAACCCACUUAACAAUACGUUCACGUCGUUCACCAUGAGUCUACCCUUCCGCUUCGUUUUGCCAACACACGCGCAGCUCAAUAAUCUCUAUGGUAAUUUGGAGCGGCUCGAAAGUGAUCUGAGCGAUGGGGAAACAACUACUAAGGUCAUCGAUUACGAAUUUCUUGAAGAGCAAAGGGCAAACGAACAAAGGAGAACAAUCUACCAGCACAUCGAAACUCUGUUCAAAAAGUUUGGAUUCGACGGAGAACUUUGUUUGCAACGAGCCAUUUGCGAGUUGGCCGAAGCCCCAUUAGGGCACUACGGAAUGCUGGGCAAAUUAAUUCAUCUCGUUUUCUCGCCACGUCUGCUGCGAUUUCCCGAGAUGAUGAGGCGAUUUCUAGCGGGCCAUGGCAACGCCAAUCGUUUUAGACGCGAUGCUUCGUUGCUGUCCGAACUGGAACUGAUAGAGAAGCCGGUCGAAGACCAAUACACUCGUGCGUAUCUCGCUGGAACGGAACGCAAGUGCUGGGCGCGUUACUCCUCCUGCCCCAUUUCGUUGUUUACGCUUUUGAAUAUUUAACUGGUUGGACGCGCUCUCGUUGUCUCACAGACUUUAAUUUGAAGCUCGUGAUUGUUUUAGCUGCUCAGCAGUUCACUU
Messenger RNA from Daphnia carinata, 960 nucleotides. RefSeq lists its product as uncharacterized. NCBI's taxonomy places the organism in Eukaryota, Metazoa, Arthropoda, Branchiopoda, Diplostraca, Daphniidae. The record is from RefSeq and is a predicted model, not a curated record. The transcript has 3 exons. The coding region runs from base 112 to 882 and encodes 256 amino acids.